Molecule: messenger RNA, 1176 nt
Organism: Danaus chrysippus (African queen)
Lineage: Eukaryota; Metazoa; Arthropoda; Insecta; Lepidoptera; Nymphalidae
Source: the annotation of a GenBank genome assembly
AUGCAUGCGAGUGACACUUUCUGGCUGCCUCUAGUUAGAAUUAUCAGAAAUAAAUUUACAACGCAAGCUUUCCUUGCAGGCGAACCUAGGGGUGGCCAGAAGGCUGUCCGUGAUGAUAGUGAGAUCUUCAACGAUGCGCUCAUAACAUCAGCAAAACCCUCACUAACGGCUAAGGAUAAAAGGAAAAUUAUGAGAAACAACGUUCUUCAAGUCUUGUUAAAGUCUACCGUGAUGCCGUUCAGAUGGCUGAAGAGUUCCUAUAGAUGCUUCUAUUGCUACGACAUAUUCCAAGAAUCCUCUGACUUGAAGAAUCAUCAGCACAUGCAUAUAGGAAACGACGUCAAAGAACAAGCUAUGAACAAUUACUGGGAACCGGUCGUAUAUGUAGAUAUAUCGAAUUUAGCUUGCAAGCUAUGCCCGGAAAAUGUAACAGACUUAUAUGAUUUGAUCGAUCAUUUAGUCGCAAAACAUGAAGUUAAUUACAAUAAGGACGUGGGAGUUUGUAUGGUAGCAUUUAAGUUGGACAAUUUCGCGGUGAAUUGCCUAGCUUGUGGGGCUAGCUUUUAUACUUUUGGACCUCUAUUGCAUCACACAAAUAAAGAUCAUAAGGGUAUAUCGGCUAUUCUGUGUGACGUGUGUGGACAGAGGUUCAAGGACGCGAACUUAUUACGGCUACAUGUCAAAACUGUUCACGAAAAUACUGGCUUAUUGUGUCCGGAGUGUGGCGAGAAGUUCGAGACGCGUUCAAAAUUGAAGACACACCAAAAAAAUCAACACGACAUGGACAAAAAGUACAAAUGUCUCGUCUGUUCGCAGACCUUCCAGAGUCAUUACAAACGUUCGAGGCAUAUGGCUACCGAACAUAAGAAUCGGCAGGAAAUAAAGUGCAUUCACUGUCCAAAAACCUUCGUAUUCCGUAGCAUGAUGAUGACUCAUCUAAGAGACACUCAUCUUAAAGUCAGGAACCAUAUAUGCGGUGUUUGUGGCUGGAAGGCUUUCAAUUCCCAUCGCCUAAAGAAUCACAUGUACAAACACAGCGGCGAGAAGAAUUUUAAAUGCGACGCCUGUGACAAAGCUUUCACCACUAAGAAGAUUAUGAGGGCACAUUUCGCUCGGAUGCAUAAGACGAUGGACCAACCGAUCAUGUUCGAACAGCAUCCAUAUGUAGGGCAUUGA